AUGGAAAAGCAUCCUUUGACAACUGCAAAUAAUAUGAAUAAUAAUAAUAAUAAUUUGAUAAAUAAAAACAUUUUUCAUACAUCAUUACCAACAGCUGUUAAUAUUUCAAAUGAUGAUUCACAUAUAGAUGAAACUGGUCGUUUUCCUAAUGAACGUGGUUCAUCAAAUAUUUUAUUCAAUUUCCCAGAUUCGUCCAAUUUUGAACAAAGAAAUGAAAAUAAAUUACCAUUUCCAGGUUUUGUUGAAAAAGCAUUUUAUUGUCUUCGACAAACAACACCACCACGUUAUCAAUGUUUAAAACUUAUAACAUGGCCAUGGUUCGAACACAUAAGCAUGCUAGUUAUUUUGCUUAAUUGUAUUAUACUUGGUAUGUAUCAACCAUGUGCACAUCAUACUGGCAAAGAGUCAUCGAAAAAAUGCGAUACAGCACUUUGUAUUUGGCUACAAGCAACAGAUUAUUUUGUUUUUGCAUUUUUUACAAUUGAAAUGUGUAUUAAAAUGACAGCGAUGGGAAUAUUUGGUAAAGAAACUUAUCUUGCUGAAUCAUGGAAUCGACUUGAUUGUUUUAUUGUUCUUACCGGAUUAGUGGAAUUCUUUAUACCAGGUGAUCAUUUAAGUCUAUCAGCUAUUCGUACAGUUCGAGUACUUCGUCCAUUACGUGUUAUUAAUCGUGUACCAUCAAUGCGUAUUCUUGUUAUGCUUCUACUCGAUACAUUACCUAUGCUGGGCAAUGUACUUCUGCUCUGUUUUUUUAUCUUUUUUAUCUUUGGUGUUAUUGGUGUACAAUUAUGGAAAGGAUUAUUACGUAAUCGUUGUUUUUUACAACUGAAUACUACAAUUAUAUAUAAUUAUGCAAUAUUCGAUGAUUUCCCUUUCCAAUCUUUUUAUAUUCCUCCUGACCAAGAUUCAUUUAUUUGUUCUUACCCAUCCUCAAGUGGAAUGACAAAAUGUUCAGAUAUUCCACCAUUUCGUCGGGAUAAUAUGACAUGUGAACUUGAUUUUCAUGCAUUGAGUUCAUCAUUAACAAAUAAAGCAAUAAAUGGAUGUAUUAAUUGGAAUCAAUAUUAUCAAUUAUGUGCUAUUUCUGAUAAAAAUCCAUUUUCUGGAUCAAUUAGUUUCGACAAUAUUGGUUUAGCAUGGCUUGCUAUCUUUCAGAUAAUUACUUUUGAAAACUGGGUUAGUAUAAUGUAUUAUAUACAAGAUGCGCAUUCAUUUUGGGAUUGGAUUUAUUUUGUAUGUCUUAUUAUUAUUGGUUCUUUUGUUAUGAUGAAUCUUUGCCUGGUUGUUAUUUCUACACAGUUUAGUGUAACAAAAAAACGUGAAACAGAACGAAUGUUAACUGAACAAAGCCGCUUUUCACGUUCAUCAACUACCGUAACAACUGAUCAACGAGAUUCUUGUUGGGAAGAAAUAAUUAAAUAUUUUGAACGAUUAUCGAAACGUGCAUAUAAACGAUUCAGAAUAAUCUGGAAAAAUUAUCGACAAAAACGUGAUAAAUUUAAUCAAAGACAUGACCCAAAAGCAACAACAAGAAAAAAGGUCUUAACACGAAAUGCAUUACCUUCAUCUAAUUUCAAUAUAGUCUCGUCAACUCCACUAAUUAAUCAAAAACAUCAACCAAGUUGUCGAUAUCAUCAAUCUCAAUCAUUAUUAAUAUCAACACCAUUAUUAGAAUCGAUUGACCAUGGCACUAGUAAUUAUGAUAUUGGUCCAGACAUAAAUGCUCUAACGUCAGCAAAGAAUAAUUUACUUAUUGAAAAAAGUCGACGAAACAAUGAAAAUCUUGAAUUUGAACGGCAAGAACAACAAAUAAAAAGAAAUUAUAUAUGUGAUUGUUAUUAUCAAGAUGAAAUUCUUAAUACAUUCGGCCAUAAUCGAGAAGAAGAAGAACAAGAAGAAAAAUCAAAAUUUCGUCAAACAUAUGAAAUUUAUUGUUGUUGUUGUUGUUCAUGUUUUACAAUAAUACAAAAGUUAAUUUCCCGUGCUGUUGCUAACAAAUAUUUUGAUCGCAUUAUUUUCUCAGCUAUUAUUAUAAACACACUUUCAAUGUCUAUUGAAUAUCAUGGACAAUCACAAUCAUUAACAAAUGUAUUAGAAUAUAGCAAUUAUGUUUUUACAAUAUUAUUUACAAUUGAAAUGUUAUUUAAAAUAAUUGCUGAAGGCUGUUUAAAAUAUAUUAAAAAUCUAUUUAAUAUAUUUGAUGGUGGAAUUGUUUUAAUUAGUCUUAUUGAGUUAUAUGGAACAAAACAUAGUGGAUUAUCUGUUUUACGUACAUUUAGAUUAUUACGUAUACUUAAACUUGUCAGAUUUAUGCCAACAUUAAGACGACAAUUGGUGAGUUAG
Molecule: messenger RNA, 2343 nt
Organism: Rotaria sp. Silwood2
Lineage: Eukaryota; Metazoa; Rotifera; Eurotatoria; Philodinida; Philodinidae
Source: the annotation of a GenBank genome assembly